Molecule: messenger RNA, 3407 nt
Organism: Esox lucius (northern pike)
Lineage: Eukaryota; Metazoa; Chordata; Actinopteri; Esociformes; Esocidae
Gene: kif2a
Product: kinesin family member 2A
Exons: 21
Coding region: 123-2330 (735 amino acids)
Biological process (GO): microtubule-based movement
Molecular function (GO): microtubule binding; ATP binding; microtubule motor activity
Source: RefSeq, a predicted model, not a curated record
GUUGCUCACAAGACGCUGAUUGCAUCUUCCGCUCUUGGUCAAAUAGAAGUCUGUAUAAGUAGAUUUAUUUCAAACACAAAGACUAUCCACAUCUUUCCGAAUAACCUCUUUACUAAUGAAGAAUGGCGGGUAGUUUUGGGAAGAUCAUCGUUGGUGUGUAUGUUGAAAUAAAAAGAAGCGAUGGACGAAUACACCAAGCAAUGGUGACGUCGCUGAAUGAAGACAACGAGAGUGUCACCGUGGAGUGGAUAGAAAAUGGAGACACCAAAGGGAAAGAGAUUGACUUGGAGAGUAUAUUUGCACUAAACCCAGACGUUGCCCCAGAAGAGAACUUUCCCAGUCCAGGGACCCCACCCCCACCCACGCCUGUCUCUGUCAAGGUCAACAAGAUCCCCAAGAACCGACGAACAAUAGCACCCCCUAAGAACGACAAUCCGUCCAGAGAUAACAGAGUGGUGUCGACCCGGGCCAGACCAGCUCCACCCCAGCAGCCGGAGCCAGCCCCCCCUCCACCCCCCCAGCAGCCGGCUCCACCCACCCAGGCUCAGACUGCCCAGCAGUUAGCCAACGCAAGGAGGAAGUCCAACUGUGUGAAGGAAGUGGAGAAACUGCAGGAAAAGAGGGAGAGGCGACGUAUACAGCAACAGGAGCUGAGAGAGAGGAAAGCACAGGAGGUGGACACCACUGUCCCUAACUAUGAGAUCCUGUAUAUGAUCAGAGACUUCCGUGCCAGUCUUGACUACCGGCCGCUGUCCACCGCAGACCUGAUUGAAGAGCAUAGAAUAUGUGUUUGUGUGAGGAAACGACCACUAAACAAGAAAGAGUUGAGUAUAAGGGACCUGGAUGUGAUCACCAUCCCCAGCAAGGAUGUGGUAAUGGUCCAUGAACCCAAACAGAAGGUAGAUUUGACACGCUACCUGGAGAACCAGACCUUCCGCUUUGACUACGCCUUUGAUGACAGCACCACUAAUGAAAUGGUUUACAGGUUUACUGCCAGGCCCCUGGUGGAGACUAUUUUUGAAAGGGGCAUGGCCACAUGCUUUGCCUAUGGACAGACUGGUAGUGGCAAAACACAUACAAUGGGUGGAGAUUUUUCUGGAAAGAGCCAAGACUGUUCUAAAGGAAUCUAUGCAUUAGCUGCACGGGAUGUAUUUGUCAUGCUGAAGAAACCCUGUUACAAAAAAUUAGAUCUUCAGGUGUACUCAACCUUCUUCGAAAUCUACAGUGGAAAGGUGUUUGACCUGCUGAACGGUAAGGCCAAGCUGCGGGUGCUGGAGGACGGGAAGCAGCAGGUCCAGGUGGUGGGGCUGCAGGAGAGAGAUGUCAGAUGCACAGAGGACGUCCUCAAACUAAUAGAAGUGGGAAACAGCUGCAGAACGUCAGGUCAGACCUCGGCCAAUGCCCACUCGUCUCGUAGCCACGCGGUUUUCCAGAUCAUUCUGCGGAGGAAGGGGAAGAUGCACGGCAAGUUCUCUCUGAUCGACCUGGCGGGGAACGAGAGGGGGGCCGACACAUCCAGUGCUGACCGCCAGACACGCCUGGAGGGAGCAGAGAUCAACAAGAGCCUGCUGGCAUUGAAGGAGUGUAUAAGGGCGCUGGGGAGGAACAAACCACACACUCCGUUCAGGGCCAGCAAGCUUACCCAGGUCCUCCGAGACUCCUUCAUAGGGGAGAACUCCCGCACUUGCAUGAUAGCCACCAUCUCCCCUGGCAUGACGUCCUGUGAGAACACCCUCAACACGCUACGCUAUGCUAACAGAGUAAAGGAGUUUGGGAUCAGUCCCUCAGACAUCCCUUUCUCCCAGGGGGGUGGAAGUCGCUCAGAGCUCUCCCCUACCUAUGAGUACCAGGACUUUUCUACCUCUCCCAGCAGAGUGAAGGAGCUGACAGUGGAUACUAACCAGGUGAUGGAGGGGGUCCGACCCAACAUUCAAGUGGAUGAUGACUGGGAUCACCUGGGAAGCUCCCCCCAGAGAGACGACCUCAAACUGCUCUGUGAGCAGAACGAGGAAGAGGUCUCCCCGCAGCUCUUCACCUUCCACGAGGCAGUGUCUCAGAUGGUGGAGAUGGAGGAACAGGUGCUGGAGGACCACAGAGCUGUCUUCCAGGAGUCUAUCCGGUGGCUGGAGGAUGAGAAAGUUCUUCUGGAGAUGACCGAGGAGGUGGACUAUGAUGUGGAUUCAUAUGCCACUCAACUGGAGCAGAUCCUGGAUCAGAAGAUCGACAUCCUCACUGAGCUCAGGGAUAAAGUGAAGUCGUUCCGCUCAUCACUCCAGGAAGAGGAACAGGCCAGUAAGCAGAUCAAUCCCAAGAGGCAGCGUGCCCUGUAAGCCAGGGAGGGGCUGGUGUGGGCUGUGUGUAACGGGGGUCAUACAGGAACAUGGCCACUAGAUACUUGGCACAGCUGUCUCUCACUCACAGACCUGAGGAGUGCGAGACAGCUGAGGACCAAGAGGACUUGUCCGUUUUCCAGUCAGUUCCCAGGACUGGUUGUAUCUUCCUACACUCCAUGAUCAAAUGCUGGUCUUACUGUUAUCAGACGUAACAGGAAGGGAAUGCGUACUUGGAUUCCUUUUUUAAUGUUCUGAUUUUAUUUUCCAAUUUACUGUCCCUGUUCCAUUUUAUUUAUUUAAUUUUGUACCGGUUUGUGAUACCUCAAAUGCUGGUUUUGCAUUAGGGUUUUAUGACAAGUGUUUUGGAAUGUGGUAGGCCUGAAGGACAUGUAUACAUUUCCACAGUGUUUGGCCUCUCCUCCCUGCGUGGUGGGGUCUCUGCUCUGCUGGCCGUGUAGUUUUCAGCUAUACACUUUGUAGAGCCAGUCCCUUUCUUUCCUCUGAAAGAACCUGCAUGUGUGCAGGUUCUUUCCUUCAAAGACAAGUCCUUGUCCACUGUCAAUCAGUUUUGUGCCAUGUUUUGUGACAAACCCAGUCAGUGUCAUGUUAUCCUUUUCGUACUGUAAAAAGUUGUUUUACAUUUUGUAAAACAAAUGUAUAGGAACUACUGCUGGCCUACUGCUGUUUGUACCAGGCUGAAGUAAUGAAGAAUGAAUAGAUUUCACCCUUGAAUCCACUUACGGUCUGACAUUUAACUGUAGUUGUGGAAUUAGAACAUCUCAGUCUUCCCUGAGAACAAGUGAUCAACAGAUCUGAUUCAGGAUAUAGGGUUGAGUAUUAAUGAUGUCCAGUCUUCUCGGACAGUAAAACAUGAAUAUACUGUUAAAAACAAUAGGCUUUAUAUUUCUGGCUGUUGUAAGCAGCGUGAUGUUCUGUAUUCUUUGAGCCCAGAGAUAUUGUCAGGAAGGGAAACUAGGGACUCUGGUCCUGUCACUCCACACUCCAUGGGAUUAAAAUAACUACUGUAAAUAAAGACACACACGUGUUAAAUCAAACAUCUGCCAAAUAUAUUUU